Molecule: messenger RNA, 7872 nt
Organism: Xylaria bambusicola
Lineage: Eukaryota; Fungi; Ascomycota; Sordariomycetes; Xylariales; Xylariaceae
Product: GTPase
Exons: 12
Coding region: 113-7852 (2579 amino acids)
Biological process (GO): regulation of GTPase activity
Source: RefSeq, a predicted model, not a curated record
GAAUCGUCCUCCUGUCGCCGCCUUUCUACCUCACAUCGUACCUGCUCGACCGCCCCAACUCGCUUGAUGGCGCCGUCAUGACGUUUGCCCGAUCCCCUUCGACUGUGACUAAAUGGUACCCGAUCACAAGAUGAAUAGUCAUGCUGGCCUAGUCGGUUCUCUAGUCGAAAGACUUACCACCAGGCUACCGCACCGCACAGGCACACACAGUUCCGAGCUCAAGCAUGACGAUAUCGUUACCAUUACCCGUGCCAGCAUAGUCAAGCUCAGCUCGACCUCAAUAUCCCAUAUUCUACACGCCCUCAUCUCGUUGCUGGAAGACGUAUCCCGAGCCUACAAGAGCGGCCACCCGUCCUACAUUCUUCAGUCUGAAAUUUACAUUGUUGCGCUUGCUGCCGAUUGUUGUUCCGCCCAUUGGCAAGCGCUCCGUGACUCCAGUUCAAGCGCCUCUCCCAAUGCCUCGUCAGUUAAUUCGGCCACCCAGAUCCCGGUGUUGCCCAAGCCUUUAGACGACAAGUUAGUAAAACGGGUCUUCAGCUACCUUGAGGUCCUCAUAGAGCCCAUACCCGAUGGAUACGUCAUCCCAGCGAAGGUGAUAUUAGAGGAUGAGUUUGUACGUGAAAUCUUGGAUCCGCGCUAUGACGAGCCCGCGCUCAGUCUCGCCUCGUCCAGUGGUUCAGACACCGCUCGAGACACGAUUAACUCGCGCGAGGCCAACGAUGACUUGACAGCCGCCGAACCCUAUAUCAAGAAAAUUGCCGAGUUUGUGAGCGCAGCGAAUUGGUCAGCGUCCUUCGACUAUGUGCGGUCUGCCAUCCGUAGCAAGAGAACCACUGCUUCCACACAGUCGAACAGCACCCAGAGCCUAACCAUGUCUGAAGAUGACAGGUCUCUCCUGGUUACUCUCAAGUUCCUCUCGUACUUAUGGGUUGACGCUCUCAAGCUUGGUUUGGUCAUGCAGGAGCUUAGCUCUACAUUCCUCCACUUUCGGAGGAUGUUCCAGAAUACUGUGGCCCUAGUUGCGCCGCUGCUUAUAUUCAAGUGGAUUGAGCGCUACCCUUGGGAGUUUGUGCGACUGCAUAGCCAACGUAGGAAACUUGAUGGUGGACCAGACACUCUCGCCGAUAUGACCCACUCCUUGGGUGACAAUGGCAGAAGGCGCUCGUCUCUUUAUCCUUUUCAGACAACCCUACUUAUGCUUGUCCCAGAAGUAUUUGAAGUAGCAAGUAAUCUCCGGGAUACUAAGGGUGGUAACAUGGCCAAGAGGGUAGCUUUUCUCGAGGGCCUCAGAAAAGGGUUGCGCAACAAGAACGAGACAGCCGGUGUGUGUCUGGUGAUACUAUUGCGGGCCGCUCGUCAUUUCCCCCCAGAGUCGGAAUCGGCCUUCUUAAGCUAUGUAAUGGAUAUCCAGGAUGAGCUGAAAGAUGCUGUGUUCCGUCGACAUAACCCGGUCGGCGAUGGCAUCUUGUUCGAACAAGAUUUGACAACGGCCGCAUGUAUAAGCCUCAUACACCUGAACCUUAACGUCUACGUAGAUCCUCUGGUGCAGAUUUGUGCACAACCCUCCGCUCCUUUGUCCUUCAGAGUUGCCAUCAUGCAGACAUGCUCCUACUUCGCUCGAAGACCAGAUGCCCAAGACUACCGUCGUCUCUACAUCUCUGUCUCUGGGUUUAUCCAACAUAUGUUGAAGGCCAUGUCGACUGUGUCGACCGACCUUUACAUAGGCGUUCGUCGAUCCCACCGCAAACCAUCGACAGGCGACGCCAGAACAGCAACCGGGAUUGUGAUAUGCAACAUUCUCAAAUUUCUCAAUUCGUCUCCACUAAGUUUAUUCGAAAGCACAUCACCAGAUGCCAAGAACUCGGACUCGUUCUACGAAGAGAUUUAUGAGUCUUUUGUUUCGUGUCUGGUGACAGCAAAUGAUACGGUGAGGACGUUGUCUAGACCGCUUGCUCAGAGUAUCCUACCGACCAACGGCUUGCUCGCGUCUGUGCGUCAGGCGACCCCUCUCGAUUCGGAGAGUUUUAAGCUGAAAUUCUGGAAGCUGACUGCUUCGGUCCUAUUGGACAUGUGCGACAAGUGGUACCAACAGGAAGAUGUCUCAAUCAUAAAAUCCAUUCACUCAUACCUGGAAUCGGGUUUGUUGCUUCUCUCCUCAUGUCGGGAACUAUGUAGAUUGAAUGAAGACUUCCCUGAACGUACAGCCGUUGCCAUCAAAGCAGAGUCACUUCUGCUGUUAGCGCUCUGUUCUCCAGAGAUCGAGACCUGUCAGCUUGUGACAUCUGCUUUGGGGCUCCUAAACGAAGAAUGCCAGAUUCUGCUGAACGAGAGUCAGGAGGCGAACGUAGCGACUUUACAGCUACCCAACUACGAGAUAUACGCUGAUAUUGCAUCGCGUGGAUUCAGGUUUACUGGCAUGAUGGCUUUUCAGAAGCGUACUCGAGCGCUUUUGCGACGUAUUACGUUUCCUGGCCCAAGCAUACUUGACGCUUGGGAACGUGCUUUUGACAAAUGGAUUCACUUAUCAAAGGAUGUCUCCACAACGCCAAUUGAUGCUAUUGACGAGAGGACCUUCUCGGAAUGGCGAAAUCUAUCUGGAUUCCUGGCCUCUCUCGGUGGUGUCUGCACUGCAGAGCAGGCUUACGGUGUCCUAGAGGAGUCUGUUAUUAGCGGGCUCAAAUGGAUUGACCGAGUUGUGUCUGAAGACUCCGGAGAACCAAUUCUGAACAGAUACCUCAAACAGAGCACGCAGCUUCUCGCAUGCCCCAAUGUUCGCGUGAGAGAAACCAUAAGAGAUGUUCUGUCUACAGAGAUAUCGCCACCUCUAUAUCAACCGCUGUUCAAGACUUUAGGUUCCGAGCUUACCAAUCUGUUCGAAGGCAAACUGAAUACUGUUAAUGGUCCGGACGCGGCGAUCAUCUUUGCUGAGCAAGCAGCUUCACUACUCAGAACGCUCGUGGAAAAGUUAGAGUCGCCCUCUGAACUUGGUGCUGCAGCAUGCAUGGAUUUUAGCUCCGUUGGUCUCGAUUUCGUUAAAUUCCUCGACGGUGUAACUGAAAACGCCUCAUGCUUACGGGUCAAGAUCAAGGCUUGCCAGCUGUGUGAGUCUAUUACUAAAAAGAAAGAACAUUUAAAUUUCCAUGACGACAUCAGGAAGCGGAAUCAGUUGUUGGAGUACAUUUUCAGCUGGAUUGCCCGACCUCGUUCUCCGAAGGCCGAUCUUUCUCACGGCAUAAUUCGCCAAGACGAAACAGCAAGGCUCCAAAGGGACUUAGAUAAGGCUUGUUUCCGCUGUCUUGCUAGUCUUACAUACAAACUCCCUCUUCAGCCGGGCGAGGGACAAACUGAUGCAGGCACUAGCGAGCUAAAGUCACAGAUGUUCCAUACAUAUUUCAAUCGAUUCCUCUCUCUUCUUAACCAUGAGUCUGCCGAAAAUAUCAGGGGAGAUACUUCGGCUCACGAUGAGGCCGGAUCGACCUCCGCGUUGGCCAUUACUAUUCUUUCGAACCUCUUAAGUGCAAACAUCGACGUGGGCCUGAAGCAUUCUCUAAGUAUUGGCUAUCACGAAAACAUUGAAAUUCGCACUGCUUUUGUGAAGGUGCUCUGUAAUAUUUUAGUUCAGGGGACGGAAUUCAGUACACUUUCUGAUAAGGCAGUCAACGAAAAAUACAAUGCCUUGUUACAGCUACUUACUCAAGAUAUGAGUUUGGUUAUUGCCAUCAGUACGGCUUGUCCUAGCAGCGAGGUGGAAGAAAUGACAGUAGCCCUCCUCAACGUAUUUGAGUCUCGUGGACUUGCGUUUGAGCUCAUGGAGGCUCUGAUCAAGCAAGAGAUCGAGGAUACAGAAAACGAAGCGGAGCUCCUACGAAGAAAUUGUGUCGCAACAAAAAUGCUUUCCAUUUAUGCGAAGUGGAAGGGCUCAAAUUAUCUCAAAUCAACUCUACAAAAGGUAGUCGAGAGGUUGAUGUUAACCUCGGAAGACUUAGACUUGGAGCUCGACCCUGCGAGAUUAUCCUCUCAAGAAGAGCUUCAAAGAAAUGCUAUGCAAUUACGAAUUGUUGCGAAAGUCUUCAUAGAUGACAUAUGCGCAUCCUCUACUAACAUACCGCCAUCGUUCAGGAAAAUAUGUAGUAUUAUCUCUACUGCUGUUAUGCCGAGGUUUCAGGAAGCGAAAUACACUGCAGUUGGCGCCUUCAUCUUUCUUCGGUUCUUCUGUCCUGCUAUCGUUGCACCAGAAUCAGAGAAGCUUGUGGCCGAACCUCCUUCCAAGGAGAUGAGGCGAGGUUUGCUCUUAAUCGCUAAGGUUAUUCAGAACUUGGCGAAUAAUGUUCUCUUUGGAGCAAAGGAGCCAUAUAUGUAUCCACUCAACGACUUCUUAACCCAAAAUAUUUACAAAGUGACAACAUUUCUAAGGGAGAUAUCAGUGCCGCCUGAUACUCUAGAUACUACGCAGUCUGAAGUUGAGAAUUUCGACUUCGGUUCUUGCGUUGUUCUACACCGUUUUCUAAAUGAGCACUGGGAUAACAUCCGACAGCGCCUCAUGUCUCAAGGACGGAGAGAGCAAAUUCGCACUCCCAACGAGCUCUCCCGUGGCUACACGCCAGCUAUCGAGCGACUUCGAACACUGAUCACCACGUUGGGUCCACCCUCUUUGGCAAUUACCUGGAAUCGUCCACAGAUAUCGACAAACUACUUGCCCACAUACUCCAGAUUCCAAAACUUCAUGUUACGUAAUGCACACCGAGACACCAGCUCCUUCAUGACCUCUCGCACUAUAUAUGAGGGUGGUGAAACCAAGGACGGCCUAGCAGUAAUUUGCGUAAUUCUUCGUCACAUUGAUCGAGAGGCUGUUGACCACGGUGCUUUGUUAUUCGCCUAUCUGAAGCUCGCAAGCCGUCUUUGGCAUAAACCUUUUGGCGUGUUCAUUGAUGCGACGUGUGACCACGGCGCCAUCGAAAACCACGAUGAUCUCAUCAAAGACCUUGAGAAUCUCAUGCCGACAGAAAUGAUCAGCCAGCUGACAAGGAUGUAUGUCUACAACAUGAACAGCACAUACAGGAAAACAUUCCGACGCAAUCUGCGUCUGGCUGGCAAACGCGAAGUGAAUAUGUUCGUGGGACCAAAUACGGAAAUACAUCUGCUUGGAACCGUUCAGGAUCUGCAGACACAUUUUGUGCUUCGACAAGUUCACCUGCCCAAAGAAACCAUCGAUGUAGUGAAGGACACUCGAUAUGUCUUCCAACCUGUCACCAGACUCUCGAAGACUAAAGGAAAGAUAGAGGUUACUAUUAAGGUUGGCAGUCAGUUUGUUCAAAUCACGACAGUGAAGAAACAAGAAGUUCAUCCGACCCACCGCCUCAAUGCUAUUAUCAAUGACAUAUUCCGCCUUAGCGAGGUUGACGAAGCGCCAACAUCCAUUCCUACCGAGGAUGAUUCUGCUUUCGGACUGCGAGCGGAUAACGGCAAAAUUGUCAUGUACUUCCAGAGUUCGAAGAAGAAUGAGAUUCUCCAAUCCAUCCGAAGUGCCAAGGCUAAGUACGGGAAGGAUAUAAGGAGUGUCAAGUCAUUUGACAGGCUCGUUCGACCACAAGAUAUACCUGGGACACUCUUGAAUCUAGCCUUGAUGAACCUAGCAGCACCCGAUCACUCCCUCAGAAUCGCGUCUUAUAACCUUUUAGGCGCACUUUGUCAAGCUUUCAAAUUCAAGGCAGCUUCAAAGUUUACGUGCAUAAAUGAUGUGUACAUACCCAUGGACCCCAAUCAUUUCAUCAUCAAUAUAAGCAGGACUCUAGCCCUCGAAGAGCCUCAAUUAACGGCUGAUUUCUUGAACGAGUUUUUCGUCGGCUGGGAAAACUUCUCUGAUGAACAGAAGCCAUUGAGCCUUGCCUACAUGGCACCGUGGUUACCAAAUUUGCGCACAUCGCUUCUUAGCGACGAAAGUGAUAGCGAAAAGGGUAAAGACAAGAUAUCUGCUAUCUUCCAAAAGCUCAUAGAUACCGCGGCGGUCGAUUCGUCUCUUUGCCUCAUACUUGAACAAACAGUGUUGCCUGCAAUCUACAAAGACGAAAUCCUUUUGGACCUCUUUCUCGAAGAGAUCACUAAGGCGGCGCUUGCGGUCGGUCCUUAUGAUGAGCAGACACAGGCCUUGACAUCGACGGUGACAGCGAUCGGUACAAUGACACUUCGUGGAAAGGUCAUCUCGCGUCUGCGAAAAGCGCUGAAUCGAUCAGUCCUCCGGCCCACGAAACACCUCCCUCAGAAUGCUGUCUGGGACGAGAUUGUAAUCUUACUACAGUUCUGCCUUGCACUAUCGUUUGACAGCGGCGUGCAGUCUCAACUCUACAUGCCAGAAAUAUUUCACAUUGUCACAAUGCUUGCAAAUACUGGCCCUGUCGAUGUCCGCACAUCUGUUCAACGAUUAUUAGUCAACUCUCUUCACGCAGCAUGCACCUCUUUUACGCUAGAUGACCACAGGUCAUCCAAGUUACAUGGCAUUCUUGAGUUAGUUUCAGACCCUAAAAACGAAAAUUUCUGCAUCGCUUCAGACUUCAUACCAGAUGGGUCUUCCAUGUUCGCAUUUCUUGAUAGUUAUCAACCGCUCUUAGCUACGGAACAUCUUGCGAUUCUACUCUUCGACACCUGCACUGUCGCUGCACCUUCCAUCGACUUGGCAAAUGCGUGGCGGUCUAGGUGGAUGAGUCUAGUUGCCAGCACUGCAUUUCAGAAUAACCCUGCAAUUCAACCACGUGCUUUCACUGUCAUGGGCUGCUUGGCACGCGAAGAGAUUGAUGAUGAUCUUCUUUACCAAGUUCUAGUAGCCCUUCGCCACAGCAUCACCCGCUUUGGAGAGGAUGGCUCUACCGAUAUGCUUAUCGCCGUAGUAUCGGCCCUCUCCAAGAUGAUUACCAAACUAACUUCGGCAUCUCGUUAUGGACUGCAGCUCUUCUGGCUUGCGAUGUCCUUGAUCCGACUCAUGCCAACAGCUCGUCUAUUUAACUGCGCAACGCAGUUAUUGGAAGCUGUGCUCACUAACAUCGGUAUCUCAAGUGAGCUUAGGAGCGAGAAAACGGCAGCGUUUCUCCUUCAAGGCCGUAGCACAUUGGAAGAGGCCACUCUCCCACUAGAUGAAGUUUACGGCGUGCAUUUUACACCAGACAACUUCCAUUCUGCCGUCUGUGCCUGUCUAGUGCGCGGUCUUACUGACCCCAUCACAAAGCCGUCUACACUACGUGUCGUCUCAACAUUCCUAGAAUUAACGACGAGUUCGUUCUCGUCCAAGUCGUCCACUAUCGCACCGGCUGUCUUCUAUCAAUCUCCAUAUAUGGCCCUACUUCAAUCAAGAGUCACCAGCUCAGACAGAAUUAAGGAGUGUCUCUGGUCUGCUGGCUUUGACCCAGCUAGUGUUGCCAAUCUCACACUCGAACGAGGUGUGCGUCUUACGGAAUAUGUUCAAGAUAAAGAUAUUCUUCUAUAUGUUGCUAUUCAGCUAGUAGAUUUCCGGAAUCUAGAAGACGAGAUCCAGUCACACAUGUUAACGUGGCUGGGUGAUCUGGCUAUAGAACGGCCAGCAGUUGUUAUCCCAAUGCGUUCGGCUAUCACAUCUCUUCUUGAUGAGAUCCUGCUUCAUGCCAAGAAUCCAACAGCCGUCAAAGCAGCACAUGGGUUGCUUCGGAUGGUAACUACUAAUCCCAAGUUCGCAUCUACUAAGGACAACCAUGACACGAUCGAUGAUUUUCUUGAAGAUAUGGGAUUCGAAGGAUUAUGGCGUUCCCAUUCCUUCGUCCAGUCUCAAGAAUUUGAUAAGCAGCUCAUAGUGCUGACAGAAAAACUGAUUGAACUUAUUAUUAUGUGAACCACGAUAAGCGACCACGA